UCCGCCCGCGCAGGCGCCGCGCCCCGCGCCAUGCGUUCCGCCGCGGCCCUCCUGGCUCCGAGCCUGCUGCGGCUCCUCCGCCGCGGUUCUUCCGCCGCCGCCGACCCGCCGCUACGCGAUCCGCCGCCACGCGCCCGCCCCGCGCCCCAGCGGCGAGUCCGUGCUGACGCCGCCCGGGAGGAGGAGGAGGAGGAGGAGGAAGAGGAAGAGGAGGAGGAGGAAGGCGUGGAGUUGGGGACGCUGUCUCAUAAAUACUCCGGCAGGAAAUAUUAUCGCAAAACUACGUCGCGCUUUCUGGAUUUGAAGCUGGGAGAGGACGAGGCGGAGAGCAGCCCGCGGCGCGGCCCUCCCAACACCCCGUUCUGGUUCUUCCUGCGCUGUAAGGCGCUUCUCGCCCGGGGAAAGUUGGCAGAGGCUCUGGAGCUGUUUGAGGUGCAGAUGCUGAAGGAAGAGCGUGUGCGGCCGGAAGAAAGCAAUUACACCGUUCUGAUUGGUGGCUGUGGCAGGGCUGGCUAUGUGAAAAAGGCAUUCAAGCUCUACAAUGAUAUGAAAAAACGAGGCUUAACUCCCACCGAUGCCACUUACACGGCUCUGUUCAACGCCUGCGCCGAAUCGCCAUGGAAAGACUCGGGCCUGCAGAGCGCUCUCAAAUUACGGCAGCAGCUGAAGAGCAAAAACAUCGAGCUGAACCUGAUCACCUACCACGCGCUGCUGAAGGUCUCUGCCCUGUGCUCGGAUCUCAGGAUGUGCUUUGACGUACUGAAGGAAAUGGUGCACAAGGGCCAUGUUCCCACAGUUGAGACGUUCAGCUUCCUCCUCAUGAGCUGCAUAAAGGACAGCGAAAAUGGCUUCCUAUACGCUUUACAGAUCUGGAAGCAAAUGACUAAACUUGGAAUAAAGGCCAACAGCCACACUUACAAUCUGAUGCUGCGUGCUGCGAGAGACUGUGGAAUAGGUGAUCCAGUCCUGGCUUCUGAGCUCCUGCUCAGAGCAGCCCAUGAGAGCUCACCUCAGCUAAGGCUUGCAGCUGGGCGGCAGAAGGGAAAGGUGAAAAAACAUCAGAAGGAGUCAGAGAGUGCAGCUGCUGUCCGACUGGAUGUGGAAGCUAUGGAAAAGCAGUUAUUUCAGGAGAGUUUGGUGCAGCCUGAAGAAAUCAUCCAGCAUGAAAAUAAAGGUGUGAAUCGUGCUGAAACAGAACCAGCUGGGCCCGACAGCCCUAGCAUGGCUUGCAGCAGGACCAGGGCAUUGAUGAGGAGAGGUUCGAAUGAGAUGGAACAGGCAGAGACACGCCUACACCAGAAGGAGCUUUCCUGCAACCUGCCCAACUUGCUGGAUUCCAGGAUGCCUGAUGCAGCUGUGGUUUCCUUGGGGACAGUGGCCACACCAUCUGACAGACUGGCUUUGAUGGGGGACGUGGAGGGCUUCUUGAGGAAAAUGAAAGAGGACAGUGCAGAACCCAACAUUAAAACAUUUACAUUACUGGCUGAGCUGGUGGAACCCCAGAGCCCCUCAGAGUCCUCUUUGCUGGCACUCCUGGAUGAGCAUAAAGUGAAAGUAGAUGUGACCUUCUUUAACACUCUAAUGAGGAAGAAAAGUAAACAGGGAGACCUAGAAGGAGCAAAGAGCGUGCUGCCAGCUCUGGUGAGGAGGGGACUGUCGCCGAACCUCCAGACAUUCUGUAGCUUGGCAAUCGCUUGCCACCAAGAGAAGGAUGGGCUGCAGCUCCUCUCAGAUUUGAAGAGGUCUGGAGUUACUCCCAACAAGUUUAUCUACAGCAGCCUUAUUUCUGCUGCCGUGAAGCAGCUGGACUACAGUUACCUCACAGAGAUCCUGCGAGAUAUGAGGAAUAACCAGGUGCCUCCCAAUGAAGUUAUCAUACGGCAGCUGGAGUUUGCAGCGCAGUACCCUCCGAAAUUCGACAGGUAUAAGUCAAAGAACCCUUAUCUGGAGAAAAUUGAUGGUUUCCGCGGCUACUACUAUCGGUGGUUAAAAGUGAUGGCAGGAGAGGAGACCCCGCACCCCUGGGCACAGUACAGAACAGUGCAGCGUACAGCCGGUAGCAGUGAGGAAGAGGCUGAGCAGGAGCAGCCAGAGCAGAAGUAGCCGUGAGCAGAACACCGGAAUCCAGCAUCUUCCUCGUACUGGAAGAAAGAGGAACUUCCUCCCUUAAAAUUGUCUUGUAGUAAAGCUGCUUUGCGUUUCCAUGAAUCCAGCUUCUUGCAAUAACUACACAAUAAAAUACUUGUCCUUUGUUUUAAAGACAAACAAAUACAUUUUCAGGGCAUUUCCUUUACUGUGGAGGAGGUGACAGGCUGUGGUUUAACAAACUGUGUGCUAAACGGGAGAAGCACUUCACGUGUGACCAGCCAGUCUCUAUACUGCUGGCACUAACUGCAUCUAUGCACUAAUUCCAGGUUAUAAACUGUAGCAGAGUUCUGGGGAAAUUUAGCUUCCUUCUACACAAAAACAGGGGAGAUUAACUCUGACAGGAGUUUGAGAAAGGUACCCUUUCCUUUACGCACAGCCUCUUAAAUUCAGUUUGUUG
Cuculus canorus (common cuckoo) is the source of this 2545-nucleotide messenger RNA. It is a transcript of the gene PTCD1, whose product is annotated as pentatricopeptide repeat domain 1. Gene Ontology annotation, cellular component: mitochondrial matrix. NCBI's taxonomy places the organism in Eukaryota, Metazoa, Chordata, Aves, Cuculiformes, Cuculidae. Gene Ontology annotation, biological process: tRNA 3'-end processing. The transcript is spliced from 8 exons. The record is from RefSeq and is a predicted model, not a curated record. Bases 31 to 2103 code for a protein of 690 amino acids. Gene Ontology annotation, molecular function: protein binding; tRNA binding.